This is a messenger RNA of Lycium ferocissimum, 633 nucleotides long. Its product is annotated as protein DMP6-like. The record is from RefSeq and is a predicted model, not a curated record. Gene Ontology annotation, biological process: endomembrane system organization. The transcript has a single exon. Bases 1 to 633 code for a protein of 210 amino acids. NCBI's taxonomy places the organism in Eukaryota, Viridiplantae, Streptophyta, Magnoliopsida, Solanales, Solanaceae.
AUGGAGAUUAAGGUGGAAAAUGAGACAUCCCUAUAUCUUGAUGAAGAGAAAGCUCCCCUGCUUGUAAAAUCAGAACUGCCUGAAGUGGAGAAAAACCUGAUACAACAGGCAAUAAGCCAGACAUUUAAAAGCACUGCGCACCUCGCCAAUCUUCUGCCUACUGGAUCGGUACUUGCUUUUCAAUUUUUAUCCCCCAUAUUCACAAACCAAGGGAAUUGUGAUGUGGUUGGUCGAUCCAUGACUGCUGCUCUUGUAGCACUUUGUGGACUGUCAUGUUUCCUACUGAGCUUCACUGAUAGUUUCAAGGAUCAAAAAGGAAAUGUUUGCUAUGGGUUUGCCACAUUGCGGGGCUUGUGGAUAAUUGAUGGAUCAGAGACUCUCCCAUCAGAAAUCGCAGCAAAGUACAAGCUGAAAUUUAUAGAUUUCAUGCAUGCCAUCAUGUCAAUAUUGGUUUUUGCGGCUGUUGCGUUGUUUGAUCAGAAUGUGGUAAAUUGUUUCUACCCAACACCUUCAUAUGAAACACAGGAACUGCUUACAGCUCUGCCAGUUGGUAUUGGCGUCAUCUGCAGUAUGUUGUUUGUGGUGUUUCCUACGCAACGUCAUGGCAUUGGCUUCCCCCUCACUGCUAACUAA